AACGCUUUUUAUGACGAACAAGUCGGUGAGAAAUUUAAAGCAUUUCUUGGAAAGGACCUUUGAGAAAAAAUGGGCGGAGAUCGAGAUGGAUCAACAACUUUUUAAAGAUUUAAGUGAAAUUCAUGCCAGGUUACUUGAUCAUCGACCAGUUCUGCAGGGCCACACUAAUUUUUUUGUAAAAGAGUUUGAGGAAAAAAGAGGCAACCAUGAAAAAGAAAGACUAAAGAAAUUGGAUGAAGAAAUAAAUGAAAUGAAAGAUGGCCUUUUACCAGAGGCCAAGGAAGGAAUGGACCAUUUUCUGGCAAAUAUCACUGCCAAAUUAAAAGUUGCAACAGAGGUUUGUAAGAGAGUCAAGGAAAAAGAAAACAAAGUAGAUACAGAGUUUAUAGAAAAAGAACGUGAGCGACGAAAAAGUGAUUGGACAGAAUUCUUGGCUCGUCAGUAUGAAACGUGUGACCAAGUGGAUGCUGAAUUUUCUGAACAAGCAGAUAUUGUGGCAAAACAUUAUGAAGACCUUGAGAAAAAUCUAACAGCUAUAAACAAUGCUGCCUCCUAACAUUCCUUUAAUGUUACUAAUGUCAGGAUUCUACUUGAGUUUCUGUUGAUUUGAUCUUUUAUUGUGGUUUUCUUUUUUUUAUAUAUAUAUAAUUGUUAAAUUUUAUAGGUGCAAUAAAUUUAACAUAUA
Messenger RNA from Saccostrea cuccullata (small rock oyster), 685 nucleotides. RefSeq names its product biogenesis of lysosome-related organelles complex 1 subunit 5-like. Gene Ontology annotation, cellular component: transport vesicle; BLOC-1 complex. NCBI's taxonomy places the organism in Eukaryota, Metazoa, Mollusca, Bivalvia, Ostreida, Ostreidae. The transcript is spliced from 5 exons. Bases 11 to 556 code for a protein of 181 amino acids. The record is from RefSeq and is a predicted model, not a curated record.